Opisthocomus hoazin is the source of this 1284-nucleotide messenger RNA. The record is from RefSeq and is a predicted model, not a curated record. Lineage: Eukaryota; Metazoa; Chordata; Aves; Opisthocomiformes; Opisthocomidae.
AUGGGCUCUGCCGCCAAGCGCUCCCGCACCCCACAGCUCCCACGCUGCUGCCGCCGAGAGGUGUGCGAGCGGGGGGCCAGCAGGGAUAAAAGCAGCCGAGCACCCCCUCUGCGCCUCACUGCCCGCGGGCAGGGUCCCAGCGAGCCCACCGCAGAGGGCUCUCCCAGCCGGCUUUCACCGGAGGCUGGAUUUUGCGGUUCCUCUGCCCGGUCUCACAGGCGCACAGGUGAACGGAUCCGGCACCCACGGCACUCUCAGGUGACUCUUCUGCUGUACGACUCAACCAAGAUGAGGCAGCUGCUCUCCAAGUCUGUUGUGAUUGAUGACGAUGAUGAUGAUGAAUAUCCCUGGAGGCAGAAUGCUCACAAGAGCGGCCAUGAGUCUGCUUCCAGGCGCUUCAACCCGGCCGAUGUGGAGGUGGACGUGGCUGGAAGAUCCUUUCUGGUCACCGGCGCAAACAGCGGCAUUGGCAAGGCCACCGCCAAGGAGAUCGCGAGGAGAGGUGGCACGAUUCAUCUGGUUUGCCGAAAUAAGGAACGGGCUGAAGUCUCCAAAGGAGAAAUAGUGACAGAAACGGGUAAUCAGAAUAUCUUCUUGCAUAUUGUGGAUAUAUCUAAUCCCAAGGAAAUCUGGAAGUUUGCUGAAAAGUUUAAAAAUGAACAUAAAUUAAAUGUGUUGAUCAACAAUGCCGGAUGUAUGGUGAAUAACAGGGAAUUAACUGAAGAUGGACUUGAAAAAAACUUUGCAACAAACACUUUGGGUACAUACAUUCUGACAACUGCCCUGCUGCCCCUCCUGGAGAAAGAAGCUGACGCCAGAGUGGUAACUGUUUCUUCUGGGGGCAUGCUAGUUCAAAAAUUAAACAUAUCUGACUUGCAGUCGGAAAAUGGGACAUUUGAUGGAACUAUGGUGUAUGCACAAAACAAGAGACAGCAAGUUGUCAUGACAGAACAAUGGGCAAAAGCUCACCGAAACAUCCAUUUCUCCGUUAUGCACCCCGGCUGGGCAGACACUCCAGCUGUGAGAUCGUCAAUGCCAGAUUUCUAUCAAAAGAUGAAGAAUAUUCUGCGCACAGAGGCCCAGGGAGCUGAUACUGUUGUAUGGUUGGCAGUAUCAUCUGAAGCAACAAAGUUACCGAGCGGCUUGUUCUUCCAAGACAGGCAGCCAGUCCCUACACACUUACCACUGGCAAGCACCCGCAGUCUGCCAGAGGACGAGGAGAAGCUAAUGGAGGUGCUGGAAGAGUUCUCCCAGAAGUUUAAAUCCACUUCUCCAGCAACUUAG